Messenger RNA from Carassius gibelio (silver crucian carp), 2930 nucleotides. RefSeq names its product aquaporin 9b (gene aqp9b). The transcript has 6 exons. Gene Ontology annotation, molecular function: urea transmembrane transporter activity; water channel activity; glycerol channel activity. Gene Ontology annotation, biological process: water transport; glycerol transmembrane transport. Bases 162 to 1034 code for a protein of 290 amino acids. Gene Ontology annotation, cellular component: basolateral plasma membrane; plasma membrane. Lineage: Eukaryota; Metazoa; Chordata; Actinopteri; Cypriniformes; Cyprinidae. The record is from RefSeq and is a predicted model, not a curated record.
CAAAGAGGAAGCACCAUCCUUGUCCUGUCAGUGUGUUUAAUGACAUCUAAGCAGCAGGAGGGGCGGGGAGGUUAAAGCCUUAGACACUUUACUCCAGCGAGAUCAGCCUUCAACUGUCUGUCCGGACAUCAUCUCAUCUCAUCUCAGCUGUCGGGGGAAGUAUGGAGCUCGAAAACUUUAGAAAUCUGAGGGAGAGGUGCACCUUGAGGCGGGACAUCAUCAGAGAGUUUCUGGCAGAAUUACUAGGGACAUUCGCACUAAUACUCUUCGGUUGUGGUUCAGUGGCCCAGACUAUUCUUAGCAGAGAAAAACAAGGAGAAAAUCUUACCAUCCACUUUGGCUUUACUCUAGGGGUGAUGCUGGCUGUGUACAUGGCAGGAGGCGUGUCAGGUGGACAUGUGAACCCCGCUGUUUCUCUGGCUAUGGUUGUCUUGGGGAAACUCCAAUUAAAGAAAUUUCCUGUCUAUGUGGCAGCCCAAUUUCUAGGUGCCUUUGCAGGGUCUUGUGCUGUCUUCUGUCUGUACUAUGAUGCCUUUGCAAAUUUUGCUGAUGGUAAACUAAUUGUAGUUGGUGAAAACGCCACAGCAGGUGUCUUCGCCUCAUACCCACGUGAAGAUCUCUCAUUGUUAAAUGGAUUCAUUGAUCAGGUGAUUGGCACAGGUGCCCUGGUCCUCUGUAUUUUAGCCAUUGUUGAUAAGAAGAAUAUUGGGGCACCUAAAGGAAUGGAGCCACUGGUUAUUGGUCUGAGCAUCCUGGCUAUCGGAGUGUCCAUGGCGCUGAACUGUGGGUAUCCCAUCAACCCUGCCAGAGACUUGGGACCUCGGCUCUUCACUGCUAUGGCAGGAUGGGGACUAGAGGUGUUCAGCGCUGGAAAUGGCUGGUGGUGGGUUCCAGUGGUCGGGCCGAUGGUGGGCGGUGUGGCCGGGGCAGUGAUCUACUUCCUGAUGAUUGAGCUUCAUCACCCUGAGCUUGAGAAAAACCCUGAAGAUGACAACAGCAUCAAAGAUAAAUAUGAACUGAACACCGUGAACUAGAAAGAGAGGGAAAGAAUGGUCUCUUUUCCUUCACCAUAGACCUCAAACAAGAAGCACUGGUAUUUCUACACACUCUCCUGCUCUGUCUUUUCAUCUAGAUCUCUUUUCAGAGUCUUUUGCCAAUUCAGUUAAUGAAAAACCAAGCAGUUAUGAAAAACAGCAAGUGUUAACUCUAUAGUAAAGUUCCUAGACAAUUUUAAGUUGUCUUGAAAAAGCCUAGCCAGAAAGUUUGCAAAGGUUUUAAUAGCUUGAAGUUUGAAGGUUUUUAGUUUGAAGUAGUUUGAAAUGCUUAAUUUUAGUUUUAAAGAUUAAAGUUUGAAUUUUUUGAAGGCAAUACAGUCAAUCAGAAGAACAGAAAAAAAUACAGAUCAGUAGGGUACCUGGGGUGGUUUCUAGGGUGGUUGCUAGGAUACUCAAGGUGGUUGCUAGGGUGUUCCUGUGGUACCUGGGGUAGUUGCUAAGGUAUUGCUAUGUGGUUGCUAGAGUAUGUUGGGUGGUUGCUACCUGUUGUUACCUGGGUUGGUUGCUAAGGUGUUGCUAUGCGGUUGCUAGGGUACUCAGAGUGGUUGCUAGGGUGUUGCUAGGCUACCUUGGGUGGUUGCUAUGCGGUUGCUGUGGUACCCUGGGUGGUUAUUAAGGUGUUGUUAGGCAGCUGCUAGGCUACCUAGGUUGGUUGCAGAGGUGUUGCUAUAGAAACAUUAAUUCACCUCAACAUAUUCAUCCAAACCAGAAACAAUUUUACCAAGCUCCACUUGUUCCAAACCUGUGUGAGUUUCUUUCUUCUGUUGAGCACAAAAGGAGGUAUUUUGAAGAAUGUUGGUAACCAAACAGUUGACGGUAGCCAUUGACUUCCAUAAUAUUUUUAUUGUAGACCAACAUCCUUUAAAACAUUUUCUUUUGUGCUCAACAGAAGAAAGAAACUCGCGCUCAGGAAAUGAUGACAGAUUUUUCAUCUUUGGGUGAACUAUCCCUCGUUCUGACUGCACUGAUCUGACUUCACGACUAUAUCUGAGCUGAUUUAAUCAUUAUCACUGUCUGACCAUCAACAUCAGCUCACCGAGUCCACUGAGUUCAUGCACACAUACUCCCUCCGUUUCUACUAACUAGACUGUAGUGUGUUCAUCAGCCAACCCUUCUAUGAAACACUGCUACAUGCUGCAUGGGUUUAAUAUAUACAGUUGAUCAGAAUUUAGAAAAUUAUCAACAGCAUUUUCUUUAAGAAGAAUUAAGAUUUACAUUUGAAGGUGGGAAUCAGAAACAUUUGUAAUAAAUUAAAAGAGACUAGAAUUUAAAUCUUUAAUGACAUCUAUCAAGGAUGAAAUGACAAGAGCUUACACCCACACACACACACACACACACACACACACACACACUCACACACACACACACACACACACACACACACACACACACUGUUUCCAUGUUUCAUGGAUAUAUUCCAUAGAUGUAAUGAUUUUUAGACUGUAUGAACUAUAUUUUCAAUCCCCUUACCCGAACCCUACCCCCACACAAAACUUUCUGCCUUUUUAGACUUUCAAAGAACUUUAUUCUGUAUGAUUUAUAAGCUGUUAAAAACUUGUUGUGAUUUUGUUCCUAUAUUCUAGAGAACACCACAAUAUCUAUAAUGUAGGACCAUAUACAAACGCAGGCACAACUCUCUGUCCUGUUUACUGUUGUAAACUGUAAACAUGCUCUCUCUCUCUUUCUUUCUUUCUUUCUUUCUAUUUAUCUAAGGUGUUUCUAGUUGCUAGGGUACCCAGAGUGGUUUCUAGGGUGUUGCUAUGUGGUUGCUAGGGUACUCAGGGUGUUACUAGCAUGUUGUUGGCAUGAUUCGCAAGUUACCGGCAUGUCUCUAGCAUGAUUAGCAUGUUGGUAACAUGAUGAACAAGUUACUAG